Messenger RNA from Naegleria gruberi, 2538 nucleotides. RefSeq lists its product as uncharacterized. Gene Ontology annotation, molecular function: zinc ion binding; C-type glycerophospholipase activity. Lineage: Eukaryota; Heterolobosea; Eutetramitea; Acrasida; Naegleriidae. The record is from RefSeq and is a predicted model, not a curated record. The coding region runs from base 1 to 2538 and encodes 845 amino acids. The transcript has 3 exons.
AUGUAUUACAUGAGAAAUAAUAAGGUUCUUGCGUAUGAUGACCGUGAUUCACUGCCCAACAUUGCUAGCAUUAAAUUUAAUACAUCGGAAGAGCAAGCAAGUUAUUCCUCUAGGAAUGAAACUGGGAAUGAUGAAAAAGUUUCCUCAAUAUAUAUUCAGGAUAAUAAUAAUAAUAAUAAUAAUAAUAAUAGUGGUGGAAAUUAUGAGGGAGGAAAUGGAGAGACGAGGACUGUAUACUCCAUCAAGUGUGUUUUAAUAGUAAUUAUGGUCUCUUUAGUAAUUGUUACUUCUCUAUUACUCACUACAAUAUGGAUUUCUUGUUUUAGUUCGAGUGUUUCAAAAUUUAGUCAGGAUGUAUUAAGGCAACAAAUUGAAAAAGUUGUAAAUUUCACCGAUGAAACCAUUGAUAAGGUUCUAGUUGUUUCAGAUACAACAAAGAAUAUAAUGUGGGAGGAUUUUAAUUAUAACAAUACUGAGAAUGCCUACUCUUUGACAUAUAGGAUUUAUAAGAGUGCAUUUACGUAUUUAUCAACCUUAAUGGUGACUGUUUAUUUUGGAGACACUCUGGGAGGGAAUUUGGGAGUGUUAGUAUUAGGAGGAAAACCAACUCAAAUGUUAAUUAAUGAGACUGGACAAUAUUAUUGGUAUUGUGAUGAUUUUUUAAAUAAGGGAUUUUGUGACUACAAGAAUAAGGAUGUUCCUGAUGUCAUACUGGGACCAUUUGAUAUGUCUAAAAUCAUGGGUGUUGCAAAUAAUUCCCCCAAUAAGCCUCAAUUUUCGAGGUCUUACACUGACCCAACGUUACCUUCUAUAACAUUUAUGAGUUGUGUCAAUUCACAUCCUGACAAUAGCUCAAAACUACCAUAUGAUUGGUAUUUUGGAAUUGAUAUCAGUGUAUCGUCAAUUUCAAAUUACAUUGAAUCAGUCACUGAAGCUAUAAGCGGCUCUGUAGCUUUUGCUAUUGAAAUAGAGACGAAUUAUAUUGUUGUUUCAAGUUUUCCUGAUAUACCAGUUUCUAAAUUCAAUCAAGAUAGAACAGAGACAAGAAUGACUGCCCUAACUUUUGAACAACCCAAGAUACGAUCUGUUUCCAAAUUAAUCUACACUUCUAUGAAUAAUAACUUGAAAUCUCUCAAAUGUGGAGAGUACCAGUUUUUUACAAAUGAAGACAGUGUUAUUUGCAUGAAUAGGUUUUGUAAGGCAGGAGUGGAUUGGCUGCUAGUGCUAAAUGUUCCAAAAUGGGACUAUGUUGGUCAGUUAUUUAUUGCCUUGAUUGUUGGUAUUCUGUCAAGUUUGAUUAUUGCCAUUGUGGGUGCAGUGAUGGGGGUCGUGUCGAGCAUUUCUCUCUUCCGCCCAUUUCAACAAUUGACAACAGUAUUCGAAUCAAUUUCAAACAUGAGACUUGAAGACAUCCAGAUGAGGCCGUCAUCAUUGGCAGAGGUCAACAUUUUACAAAAGCAUUUCCAAACCAUGUUGACAAGGCUGAAAAAUUACAGAGCAUUCCUUCCGCCACAUAUUCUUCAAAAGCUAGAUAUGGAAGUCAAUUUAAGAAAGUCAACAAUAGGAAGAAUGAUCUUGGAAAGACAACACUCUUUGACAUCGACCUCAGGAAGUGUAAAUGGUCAAAUAUCUGUGAUAACAAGAGAUGCAGCAGCUACUACUCCAAAACUAGAACGAUUGUUUUGUCUAGGAUUGGAAAAGAGAAGAGUAACAAGUGGUAUGAUUUAUUUUGAAGGUUUGGAUCACUUCUUGUCAGCUCUUGAUUUUGAUGAGACUGUUUCUGUUCUCAAUGACUGUUUUGUUAUCAUACAGAAAACUGCGCAAGCCACCAAUGGGCAAAUAGGAAGCUUUGAGAAUAAUUACAUAACUAUUACUUGGAAUUCUAUCAUUGAAUCGAGUUCACAUGAAGAGUCAGCAACUUUUUCUGUUUAUCAAAUAUUGAGAAGGUUAAAAGCAACUCGAGAUAAGAAGUGGAAGAAUUCGCAUAUUCAAAAUUUAAAGUUUACAUUUAGAGGCUCGUUACUUUCACAACACUGUGUUUGUGGUAACGUUGGGACUUCUCAAAUUAAGAAUUAUGCAAUAUUUGGAAGUUAUUUACACAAUUUACAGCUGUUGAUUAAGCAUGCAAGCAAAUUGGAAAUUUCUCUCAUUGUUUCAGAGUCAAUUUUUGAAAAGAAUAAGGAUAGUUACAAUUUCAGAUUUGUGGGAGAAAAAAAGCUGCUUGCAGAUGAUGAAGGUAAUUCUCCAAUUAUUUCACCAAAACAAGAUAGAGUAAGUUUUCCAACGAGGUUGUAUCAGGUAGGAGAAACUACCUCUAUGGAAGAUUCUGAAGAAUGGAGACAGUCAAGCAGUGGUCUCAAAGAUUCUUGGGAACACCACAACCAAGCAUGUGCCAAAUUUUUUGAAGGAGACCUUGAUGAAGCAAUUGAUCUAUUUCAGUUCCAUCAGUCUUCCUAUCAAGAGAAGUAUUAUGAAGAGGACAAAGUAGCUCUUUACCUUCUUCAUAAAUGCUUGGAUUUAAAUAAGGUUCUAAACUGA